AAAAUUUACCUUCUACUACCCCUACUCAACUCAUUCUCAAUUGGUUUCUUCUAAUACACCACAUAAUACUACUGACCCUACACAACCCUCUACAACUACUCAACAUAAUCAUUCUCAAUCAGUUUCUUCUAAUAUACCAUAUAAUACUACUGACCCUAAACAACCACCUUCAACUACUCAACAUGAUCGUUCUCAAUCAGUUUUUUCUAAUGUACUAUAUAAAUCUGCUGCUUCUUAA
Molecule: messenger RNA, 238 nt
Organism: Racocetra persica
Lineage: Eukaryota; Fungi; Glomeromycota; Glomeromycetes; Diversisporales; Gigasporaceae
Source: the annotation of a GenBank genome assembly